AUGGGAAAACCGAAUAAUGAAACAAACCGAAAUAGUAACGUGAAUAGCAAGAACGUUAAAGACUUUUUUACCUCAACGAAAACUAAUAACAAGAAUUCCAAGUCCCUUGGAGUUGCUGGUUCAACCCGAAAUGAAGCGGCAGUUAUUAAACGCGUAAUUCCAAAGAAACGAAAGUCAAAAAUAAAAAAUAAAAAGGGACUUGAAGUUGUUGAUCCUAAGCAAACAAGUAUUGUGUCUUUCGCGACUAUUAUGAAUAUGGCGAGAGAGAAAAGUGAAGUAAAUUUCAGUAUAAAAGGAAACGAAACAGAAAAAACUACGACAACCGAAAAUGAUCAAAGAAAUAGCAUAAAAUUACUAAAUGGUAACGGAAAACAGAAUGCAAAACGCGUAAUAUCAUCGAAAAAACAAGAAAAAUCCGAUACAUCUCGACGUCGGAAAUCAUUACGAGAACGAGUUCUAUCUAAAGGUCAGAAAACACUUGAAGAAACAUUAAAAGAAAAAUCUUCAGCGAAUCACCGAAAGACAAUGUUGAGUGAGAUAAUUGAAUACAUUGAACUUAUUGCAGAAAUAGCGCCCGAUUGGUGCAAACUUUCUUAUAGUAUAGAGGAGAAAAAAUUAGUAAAAAUUAACCAUUCAUUUCCAUCAAAAGAAGUGUCUAAACUUGUACAAGAAAGAAUCGAAAAUAUUAAAUUAUAG
Diversispora eburnea is the source of this 696-nucleotide messenger RNA. The record is from the annotation of a GenBank genome assembly. NCBI's taxonomy places the organism in Eukaryota, Fungi, Glomeromycota, Glomeromycetes, Diversisporales, Diversisporaceae.